CGGGAGCGCAGCAACAAAGCAUUUGGAGGAGCAGAAAAUACCUCAUGCCGAUGGUGGAUUAUAAGGAUGCAGGAGAUGAUGCAGAGGUAGACCAGCUUAAGCUGUUGGCUUUUCACAUUUAUAACAAGAGGCAUAAGUGAGAACGAUGAUGAUCCCUGUCACAUGUAGAAUAGUUCUGCAGGUGUCUUUUCUCCUCCUCUUAAUUGGACAAACACAUGGCAGAGUGACGGCGCCGGCACGUUUGAAAGCACCAGUGGACAAACCCUUUACACUGACCUGCACACUUUCGAAGGACCGUGGGGAAACUCUGAGGGAGGUCCGCUGGCUGGAUGACAAGAAUCAGACCCUGCUGAGCUACCAGCCAGGUAACAGAGACAGCCUGAGUGGACAGCAGCAUGUGGAGCUCGCCACCUCACCAAAGGACUCCUCAGCAAUCACCAUUCGCAGGGUGGGCUUCCGUGACGAAGGCUGCUACACUUGCGUCUUUGAGCUGAGUCCUUCAGGUUCAAAGCAAGGACAGACGUGUCUCACUGUUGACGCCGAAGUCACAUCUGAGAGAAACAAAACAGCAGUGAGUGGCAAGAAGGCAUCCCUGUCAUGCUCCUUUGGUUUGCCCGAAAAGGUGCAGCAGAUACUGUGGAAGCACACGCCUACUCAAGGCGAAUCAACUGAGGUGGCCUCUUUUGCAAAACGGAGCGACCCCAUGAUUGAGCCAGCUUAUCAGGGGAGAGUCUGGCUCUCUGCUUCUCUGUCAGACAGUCAGCUUACGAUUCAGCCUGUUGCCAUCCAGGAUGAGGGUUGCUACACCUGUUUCUACGAGACGCACACUGAGGGGACAAAGAGCUCUGUGGUCUGUCUCUCUACCUACGUUCUUCCGAAACCUCAGGUGAGCUACAAGACCACUUCUCCAGGCGUGAUCGAAGCCAACUGCACGUCUGUAUCUCGGCCUCCGGCAGAGAUUGUGUGGAAUGUGGAGACCGACAACCGCACCAUAGGCCCCCCUGUGAACGUGCAUCUCCAUCAGGAGGACGGGACCACUCUAGUCAUCAGCACGCUGACCGUCCGAUCAGGGCUGCUUAAAGAUGUGUCUGUCAAAUGCUUGGUGCAUCACAAAGGGCUCGAGUCACCCAUUGCUGUAUCCAUGAACACUAAGAUUGGCACAGCUCUCACCAUCCUGAUCUCGGUCACCACAGUCGCAGCUCUCCUGGUGAUGUCCUUGUGCUUCUGCCUUUGGAAGUGUUUUUUGCGUAAAGAAGACGAUUAAUCCGAGACGCAAGAGCUGAAAAGAGGAUCUUCUCAGGACCGUCCUAAAGAGAACUUUUUCCUGCCAUAUCCUCAUCUCUCGUCGUCGUCACCAUAUCUACUGCUAUAUGGUUGGAAAGGGAAGAUGCUCUCAAAUUCCUUAAGGGCUGUCCAGCACAAUCCUAUUCAUCAUCACCAACUGGGCGACACUCAGCUUUACUCUGACUCUUCCAUAGUCUCUUCUUUUUUUUACUAUUUUUGUUCAUCUAAGCUCUGUAAUUGAUUGAGUCGAUGGCUACACAUUCCAGAACAGCAGAGUCUCUGUGCGGCUGAGUUGAAUUAUUUUGCAGAACAUUACAUGCCCUCAGAAAACCUUUCUGUGGUCGUCUCUGUUUUUUUUUUUCAUGAACCUCAAAGAUGUGUCUUAAUGUUUGCUAUUUUUCAUACUCGCUAAAAUGCAAUAGAAACUCCAAAAAAAGCAAAACAUUUGAACUUGAAUGAAGUUUUAACAUUACAAAUAUUGCAAAUCUUGUCUUUGAAUUGUAAGAUUGACAGCUCAUUAUUUUGAGAACUGGGAAGGUUUAUAAAAAUGUAAGAAAUUAAAAUUCUUAUAGUAAACUGUAAACUGUCUUCCAAAAGUAUUCAUACCACCUUGAACAACAAAUUUUAAAGUGUUUUCUCACAAUUUCAUUUAAUAGAUCAAAUCAAAAAUAAUGGAUAAAUGUGAAGAGGAAGGUAAAUAAUACGUUGGACGAGCUCAGGUCGACCAAGAUUUGUCUCAAUCCCAAAAAACACGUAGAAAGCUUUGGUCAAAACCAAAAUGUUUUCCUAGAUGCAGUACACUACAUGUAACAGAAAAGUAUCGCUGCCCUUUCCCCACAGGGAAACAUGAAGGUGGCAAAAUCAUGUCGUGGAAAUGCUUUUCUGUAGCUGGGACAGGAAGGUUUGUUAGAGAUUAACUGGGGCAAAGAUUUACUGAGCUUGUCCUGCUUUUGGAAAAACUGGCAAAAGCUUCAGUGUUUGCAACAUGACAAAAUGAUAAAAAGUUCAAAGGUCAUGAAUACUUUUGUAAGGCACUGCAUUCCAAAUGUUUUUUCCAUAACUAUGAUUUUUUUUUUUUACAGCAUUUUUUUUCUUUUUUUAUAUUGUGCGUGUUUUUUGUUCAAUGUUAAAUUCUCCGGUCAGAUGGUUUGAAUCAAUUUCAAAAGCAUUUUAGUUGCCCCUGAAAGAAUGUGUGUCCUGCUGCUCACUGUGCAGUCGGACACUUUCUGUCUGAAAGACCUAAAAAACACGACUUGAGCACUUCAGGUUAAAUAACUCAAAGGAUCUCUGUCCUUUAUAAAACCCCUCUCACUUUGGACCAAACACACAGAAACAUCAAAGCAUAAAAGAAAAUGCAUUGAUGCUUCUAGUUGAUCUUCUGAGGGUUUUUCUUUUUUUCAGUUUUAACUGGUUUUUAUUAUCAAAGCUAUUAUAGUUACUGAAGCGAAUGAUUUGCAUUUUUUCUUGUUUAUUGAUGGUGUAAGACAUGGAAGUCGUCAGAAUUAUGUUAGGAAUAUCAUUCCUGUCUGCUGAAGGCUUUCAAUCACACAAAAAUACUGUAUUUCAAUGAAGACACAUAAUAAAAACCAUCACAUGUAAUAUAACUGUAAAAGAAUAAAUAAAUGACUGAAACAGUAA
Molecule: messenger RNA, 2922 nt
Organism: Poeciliopsis prolifica (blackstripe livebearer)
Lineage: Eukaryota; Metazoa; Chordata; Actinopteri; Cyprinodontiformes; Poeciliidae
Exons: 7
Coding region: 146-1264 (372 amino acids)
Molecular function (GO): cell-cell adhesion mediator activity
Source: RefSeq, a predicted model, not a curated record